UCACGAGUGUUGCAUGUGAUAGUUUUGUACAGAGCGAUAAAAUCGGCAACAUUCUACCAUAUGGACUCUAGGCUUAUCUACAGAAUUUUAUCCAUCUGAACGGAAAUUCGGUUUCCCUAUUCUGCUAAACAAUCCGCAUCGAUCUUUAGUUCUUCCUCGAACGUUAUACGUAGAAGACGAACAGAAUUGGUUGAGGGUACUUGGAUUCCAUGACAAAUAGUCAGUUCGUGCGCGGCAAGAUGAAGUUUAAAUUGUACCUAAUUGCGUUAUUAGUAACUUUAUGCAAUGCUAAUUUGUGUUUCGCCAAAGAUGUGGAUGCAGAUGUUUUCGCGAAAAUUUACUAUGAACGAUUUAAGAGAAUGUUUGAAACGAACCAUCGGGAUCUCGUCCUAGACGAAAUGAAUGAGGAUAUGCUGAAAGCGGAGGAGAGAUCAGUGAAGUUAAUCAAUUUCCCAGUUGAAGCAAAUGCAAGGGUAUGUCUGAAAUGCUACGUAACAGCAUUCAGUUUUAUUCAACUCAAGAAAGAUGUAAAGUAUGGCACAGAUAAAUUAAAAUCGUUUAUGAAGAGAAUAUGCACUUAUGGCGAUAUAGACAAUGAAUACGUUUGCAAUGGAAACGUUGAAGUGAAUUUCCCUAUAGCUGACUUCAUUUUUAGCAAUAGACCUAACCUAACGACUAGCUAUGUUUGCGGCAAAGUAAUGCCAGAAUAUUAUUGUGUUAAGGAAGACGAUACCUACGAGAACGCUUUGUCAGUAGAGAAACCUGUGCUGAAUGGAUCCAAAGCUUAUACCUUUGAAACAACCGGAAAACUGCGUAUGCUGCAACUGAGCGACUUCCAUUAUGAUCAAUAUUAUGAGCCAGGGUCAGACGCGCAAUGUGGCGAAUGGGUUUGCUGUCGAGGAGAUAAACUGCCCCCUGACUCAAAAAAAGCCCGGGCUGGUUUUUGGGGGGAUUACCAUAUUUGCGAUUCACCGGGACGUCUUGCGGAGAAUUUACUUCAACAAAUUGCAUCCUUAAAAUACCCAAUUGACUUUGUAUACUUCACUGGAGAUUAUGCUGAUCACUUUGGAUGGAAUAUGACACGCGAAACUAUAAAAUCUGAAAUCAAAUACGUUUUUGAUUUAGUUAAGCGCUAUUUACCCAAUAUUCCUGUGUACCCAGUUUUAGGCAACCAUGAAGGAUAUCCUGCUAAUUUCUUUGCUCCAAAUUAUAUCGAGGAUAGGGACCUUUCUUCAAAAUGGCUGUUUGAAUUUGUUGCUGAUCAGUGGAAACAGUGGCUCCCCGACCAAGCUCGUAGGGAUCUGGCUACUAAGGGAUAUUAUACGCUGCUUGUGAGACCAAAUUUGAGACUCAUUGCUUUGAAUAGCAAUGUGUGCAAUGUAGAUAACUUAUGGAUAAUUUACGAUGGACUUGUAUAUCAGCAGCAACUUUUGUGGUUGAUUGAUCUUUUGGAAAAAGCAUCUAAUUCUGGAGAAAAAGUGCAUAUUAUUGGUCACGUUCCUUCAAACGAUUAUAGAUGUGAUAGACGGUGGACAAUGGAUAUUCAACAUAUCAUUGAAAGAUACGCACAUGUAAUUGCUGGACAUUUCAACGGCCACACGCACAUAGAUGAAUUCAUAGUAUAUUAUUCAUCACAGGACAAAGAAACUGCUUUAAAUGUCGCUUGGAAUGGGGGGAGUGGAACGAAUUUCGUCGGAUUAAAUUCGAAUUUCAAAUUCUACGACAUUGAUGAUAGAACUUACGAAGUUCUUGAUUUCGAAACAUGGAUCUUUAAUCUGACGGAAGCAAAUAGACUACCAAGCAACAAACCAAUCUGGUACAAAGAAUAUUCAUUCACAAGUCGCUUUAAUGUGAAAGACCUCAGUCCAUCUUCUAUACAUGAGCUACUUGGACGAUUUAGAAAAGACAAAAUGUUGCUAAGAAAGUAUUGGGAAACUACUCAAAAAGAAUCCGAUGCGGCCUUCCAAAAAGGAUGCGAUGACGCCUGCCUGCAAAAAGUAUUAGAUAGUAUAACUAGGACGACAUUCCCAAAGCUAAAUAUAUACAAGGGAGCUGAUACUGGGAGGAUUCAAAGGAUAAGCAGAAGUGAAAAAAGAAAAGCGAUGCAAAUACGGGUUCUUUCACCAAAGACAUAGGUUCACCACCAAUUCAGAACAUUGUACCCAAUAAAUACUGUAUAACGAUCAAAUAAAAUAUAACUCUUUUGACGCCUCAUUGUAUGAAGGGAAUUGA
This is a messenger RNA of Hermetia illucens (black soldier fly), 2232 nucleotides long. Its product is annotated as sphingomyelin phosphodiesterase-like. Gene Ontology annotation, molecular function: acid sphingomyelin phosphodiesterase activity. The record is from RefSeq and is a predicted model, not a curated record. Lineage: Eukaryota; Metazoa; Arthropoda; Insecta; Diptera; Stratiomyidae. Gene Ontology annotation, cellular component: lysosome. The transcript has 11 exons. Gene Ontology annotation, biological process: ceramide biosynthetic process; sphingomyelin catabolic process. Bases 210 to 2135 code for a protein of 641 amino acids.